AAAAAUGUACAUUUUUAAAUCGAUGUAGUAUACUUGACACUUGGCUGUCUUACUUUGCGAAACACACAGUUAAAAUACAAUAUAAUUAUUAAAAAUUCAGUGCUGUGUACGACUCCAUUAGUUGAGUGGCGUUCAAGUCGAGUGGCGCUGGUUUCCAACAUCCUCUCUCAUAACAUGUAGUUUGUCGUCUUAUGAUCUAUGUUCUUAUUGUGCAAUUUCAUCUCUAUGUCACAUCCGAAACGAUCCAUACAGAUCCAUACGAUCAUAUGAAACGACCGGUACCGGUUUCUGUGCUUUGAUCGUUGUUGAGAAAUUAAGGGAAUCGAGGUUGCGAAACGUUUCAUUUAUUUCUACACUAAUUUUCAAAUAAAUACACGGUAUAUAGUUAUUACAAAUCUUGCCCCUCAUAAUAUACGAAAUUCUCGGGAGACAUGGAGGACAGGUUGCUACAAAUGUUUCAAGAUGUUGGAUAUACAGGACCGAUGCUCGAUGCCAACAAGCUGUCGGAAGCCUUAAAACUUGGUGCAAAAUCUUCAGAUUUCACUAGUCUUAUAAGCUGGUUUGCUGAACAACUGGUGACAUUUGUAGACACAGAUGAGAUUGUUCAUGCUACAACAAGUGCAGAUGAUGCCCAUUCUUUUCUCUUAGAGUUAAGCUUUUUUCUUAAGGAAAUAGGAUGUGUGAAUGAGAAACUGACGACUGGACAUAUGAAUCAAAGACUAGCUAAUGAAUCUGAAAGAUCUAUCCUGAUAGAGUUUUUAGCAACGGAGCUUAUGGCUUGCAAAUUAUUGGAGGCAAAAUGUCCUAAAGAGAAAAAACAAAUAGAAGUUACUAUUGAUGAAAGUGACACUGCGAGAAACUUGAAAAAUAUGUUGGUUACACUACAGUUUCAAAAGCCACCAGACAAUAUUUCGCCUGAAUUAUUAUUUUCAAGACUGGAAAUUAAAUUAUCUGAGAUUCUAAAGACUGUACCAUCUUAUUAUUUAGAUAAACCACUCAUAGAUGUUGAGCUUUCUUCUAAACAGUGGGAGCAACUAGGUAAAUUGCAGGAAGAAAUGCACAAGGAAUACACAACUCGCCGUGAGAUGUUGCUCAAACGUCUUGACGUUACAGUUCAAUCAUUUUUGUGGUCUGACAGGAUAAAGUCACAAGAGACUGCAGUAAAUACUAAAUAUGAGGAGAGAAGAAAGACUCUACAUAACGAGCCGAAAGUGACAUUGGCUGAUUUGUUAGCGGCUAGAGACGAUUUAGCGGUGAUUGAGAAAACUAGUAACGCGAGUGUUCGCAAGAACACACGAAGUAAAGUUAAUAGUGUUAUUAUCGGAGCGGUACCGGACAGAGGUGGUAGACCAUAUGAGCAAGAACCACCUCCACCAGAGAUGCCUCCAUGGCAGAAAGAUAGAGUUCAAGGACCACCGUCAUUUCAGGGUGGAAGAGGAGGAAGUGGAAGCGGACGUGGCGGCGGUGGUGCAGAUAGAGGACGUGGAGGCGGUAGAGGCGGAAGCGGUAGAGGCGGAAGCGGAGGAGGCGGCGGUUAUCGAGAUCAUAAAGACGCCAGUAAUAAUUUUGGUCAGAACUUAAACUAUCAGGAAUCUCAAUACUCUGGACAUGGACAUAGAGAAUGUUAUCCAGACCAUAGAGAUGCAGGAGGAUACCAGAGAGGUAGUGGUGGUGGCGGUGGCGGUGGCAGUGGCGGCAGCAGCAGCGGUGGUGGUGGUGGUGGUAGUGGUGGAGGUUAUCACGGAGAUUCUGGCGCGAAUUAUAGUCAAAACUACAAUCAGAAUUACAGUCAAAGUUACAGCCAGAAUUACCAACAGCCACAGUACUCUGGCCAGAGAGAUUCAUAUGGGAGUGACAAUCGAAGUGGCGGAAACUAUUAUCAGGACAGACGAGAAGGUGGAGGCAGGGGAGGCAGAGUUCAAGGUGGAUGGAAUCAGCAAGGUGCCAAUUCCAGUGUGAACAGCUAUCAACGCGGCGGUUACAACAGAGGCAGAGGCAGACAAUACUGAAGAUGCUACUUUACAUAUAUUUUUAAUGCUAAUAAAAGCUUUUCACGAGAUGAUGAAAGUUAUGAUAUUAAAUUAUAGUGAUUAUAGAGUCACUAUCACAUACGCUUAUACUAUACUCACUUUGGUCUCAAAAUAUGAGUUUGGAAUAUUUACGAUAAUGAUACUGAAUUGUGUUGUUUUUAGAUCACAGAUUAGUUAACAAUUCGAAAUUAUUAUAUUUGGAUUAAGAUAGAAUUAUUAUUUGUCUCGUAUGCAGAGCGUUACUCUUGUAAUGACAGCUUUUAAUCUCAUCAUUGUAAGAUUUAGGAGUGUGUAUAUAAAACUACGUUUUCUAUAUAAAUCGAUUCUAAUAAAGAUGUAUUAAUUAUGUGAAUACAAUUGUGUAUUUGUGUUAAACGUUUGUCGGAAGUAGCGAAGUAAAAUUAAUUUAUGACACAAGGUAUAAAGACUAAAUCAAGCCACUUAAAUUUUGUAUUGGAUCGUGUAUUAUAUGUAUCGAAAUAUAUUAAAUGAGCAAUA
Molecule: messenger RNA, 2528 nt
Organism: Monomorium pharaonis (pharaoh ant)
Lineage: Eukaryota; Metazoa; Arthropoda; Insecta; Hymenoptera; Formicidae
Product: protein FAM98B
Exons: 5
Coding region: 432-2009 (525 amino acids)
Cellular component (GO): tRNA-splicing ligase complex
Source: RefSeq, a predicted model, not a curated record